UCAACACUCACACGUUGAUAUAAACUAUACGUAACCUGCGAUAGACAUCGUAAUAAUAUAAACAAGUAUCUAUGCUAGUUGUGGACCAUUCAACUUAAAUUAACUACGUAAUCAAGUCGUCUCGCGGUGAUCCAUUUUAAGGUCACUGUUUUUAUCUAUCUAGUCUUUGUUAUAAUAAAUAGAUAUUUAAAGCGCACAGCUUUAAGUUGACAUUUAAUAUAUUUAAUAAGUAGGAAUGCAGAAAUACAUACACAAUGUUUCUAUUUUUUUACAAAUACUUCUUUUUAUGAGUGUUGGAGGAUUAGAUUAUGGAAAGCAAAAAUAUAAUACGAAUACUGACUUUUUACUACACGAAGGUAAUCCGAAUCCAAAUCAACCGAACAGAGAUUAUAAAGCUCCACAAGCAGGAAACAAUGGAAAUACACAAACACUUAACUUUAAUGAAUUUCCUCCUUUGCGGACAUCAACAACAACUUCGAUCACUCAAACUGCAAAAAAUGACUUUCCUCCAUUAAAGUCACCUUUUCAAACUUCUCCGCAACCAAAUAAUGUUCAUGCGGGUCCAUCUGGAAAGCGGGACUAUGUAGCUCCUCAAUUUCCGACUCCAACAACAAAAAGCACCACUAAAAAGUUUCAUUCGCCGCCAAAUACUGUUCCCGCAGGAUCAUCCGGGAAACGAGACUACGUAGCUUCUCAAACUCCUACCCUCACACCAGGAACCACUGUUUCAACUUCUGGGAAAGUCAAAGAUUUGAUAAACUUUUACGACAGUAAAGGGAAAGGUCAAAAUACUCCUCAAAAAGCUCCUAGUUAUAGUUCCAUUCUCCAAGGUUCUACCGGUGACAAGAAUCCAGUGUCUAGUUUUUCGACUAAUGCUAUGGAACCUGUGACGCCACCGACACGGACAACUAGUUAUACUCCAAAACCCUUGAGUUUUAGUUCGGUUGUAAGUGGAUCGAAGCCAACCAACGCGGCAACCACAGCCAAACCUUAUAACAUUCGUCCAGGAAAUCCAGUAUUACCAAGUUCUAUUGUAAGCAAUAACAGCAAUAAAGGAAAUCAAGCAAGUAAUCAAAAUGGCCCUAGUGACUCAGUUUUACAAAUAAUGAGUGAAGAACUGUUGAGAAAAGAUACAAAUAAUGCAGCUAAAUAUAUCACAGUUAAUUAUCAAGGAAAAACUACUUCAGGCUCUAAAGAAGACAAAGCCCCUGGCCCAUUACUAACCUUAAAAACUGAUGUAUGGAGUAUACCAACGGUGGAAAAAUUCGUACCUCUAUUAGACAAUUACGAAAGAGACACUUUGAUCAACGAAUAUGUCACGCCUCAGGAAAAGAAUGAAGAGAAUGCUUUUAUGGAUGCAAUAAUGUCUACAUCUGUGAUACGCCAUCUGAUGAACUUUUUAAAAGAAAACGGGUACGUAACUCCAGACCCUAAACAGCAAAGAGAUUUCUUGAAACAGUUAUGGUUCAGUUUGUACUCGAGGGGUAAAGGAAAAAUCAGCAGUUCCGGAUUUGAACAUGUUUUUGUUUCAGAACUCAAAAAUGGGGAAGUAUCAGGAUUGCAUAACUGGAUCUACUUUUCGAAGGAAGAAUCUACUAAUCGUGUUAAUUAUCUAGGGUAUCUAAAAUACCAAGAAAUGAAUGAUAAAGGAGUUGUCAUGAAAUUACACUUCAAUCAACAAGGCACUGACAAGCCUGUAGAUAGCAUGUUCAUCGGGACUUCCCCUGAGCUCGAAAUAGCGCUAUAUACGCUAUGUUUUGUUACGCGUGCAGAUAAUGAAUGUAAAUUGAAAUUAGGUGGAAAGGAUGUCAAUAUAGCUACACACACAUUCAGAUAUCGAAGUAAAAACUUAAUUGGUAGUGCUUUUCCACAAAUAUAAAUUUUAUAAAUAAUAUUUUUAUUUGCUUCUAAUGCGCGAAUGCAUUUUUGUAAUAUUCUAUUUCCAAUCAUGCCAUAUUUUUGCCACAAAGUUGGAUAAAUCUAUAGGCUUUAAGUUCCACUUUUACAUGUUUCUAAUAAAGUUAAGUAAACAAAUAGAUCUGUAUGUAAAUAUAUUUACUUAAUAAUAUUUCAA
Messenger RNA from Plodia interpunctella (Indianmeal moth), 2074 nucleotides. Its product is annotated as endoribonuclease CG2145-like. Lineage: Eukaryota; Metazoa; Arthropoda; Insecta; Lepidoptera; Pyralidae. Bases 236 to 1879 code for a protein of 547 amino acids. The transcript is spliced from 7 exons. The record is from RefSeq and is a predicted model, not a curated record. Gene Ontology annotation, molecular function: RNA endonuclease activity.